Trichoderma citrinoviride is the source of this 1882-nucleotide messenger RNA. RefSeq lists its product as hypothetical. Gene Ontology annotation, biological process: RNA polymerase III preinitiation complex assembly. The transcript has 6 exons. The coding region runs from base 51 to 1763 and encodes 570 amino acids. The record is from RefSeq and is a predicted model, not a curated record. Gene Ontology annotation, molecular function: TFIIIC-class transcription factor complex binding. Gene Ontology annotation, cellular component: transcription factor TFIIIB complex. NCBI's taxonomy places the organism in Eukaryota, Fungi, Ascomycota, Sordariomycetes, Hypocreales, Hypocreaceae.
ACGGAGCGCCUCGUGAUUUUGUCGCCGCAGAUCCAAGAGCCUUUCCAGCAAUGAGUUCCAUGUUCAAGAAGAAGGGCGGCCUCGCCUUCAAGCCAAAGAUCCCGUCUGCUCGGCCUCGCCCCGCGAUCCCCGCUACCGAUGUUCACGUUCAGGUCGAGAAGGAUGUCGUCGAGACAGAGGCAGCAUCGAUUACAGCGGUAGAAAGCCCGAGUGUUGAUGCGAGGGAGGCCUCAAGCAUCGUCGCCAGCACCAGCGAGUCUGAGAAUGCCGCCUCUCCGGAGCCGUCCAACAUUGCAAAAGAUGACUCGAUUGUCGCAUCUGAACCACCCGCCCAGCAGCAUGUCUCUGGCCUGAAACCUCAAGAACAACCAACCCCGGCUGCUGAACAGCACCCAAGCGCUCCAGAACCCUCAGCUACGCAAUCAAGCGCUACAGAACCCUCAACUACACACUCAAACGAAGGGGCAGAAGCCGCGACGGCAAGCCCACCACCCUUGGAGCAGCAGCCAAGCGCCCCGAGACCGCGAGAACCACUUCCCGUUAUUGCAGAUGACAACAUUGCGCCAGAACUGCGAGAUCCCCCACGCGCUCCCCAGGAAGCUCAAGAUCAUGUGCCCGAGACUACAGACUCAAAUGAAGCCACACCUCCAGCAGCGCCCCCGGGCCCGAAAACAAGAAGCAGGAGGAAAGCGCCCGAGUCAGCAGCAGCGCCGGAUGGUGUCGAUGACCAACGCAAAACCCCAGCAGCGAAUGAGGAUGGUUCGACAACGACGGCCCCGAAGCCCAGGCAGCAGAAGCGCAAAUCAUCCUCCCGGGAUGGGACAGCCACGCCGCGGACACGCGCGAGAAGGGCUCGCUCAGUGACGCCAGACGACGCAGAAAGCCAGGUCGACUUGCACAUUGGCAAAAAGUUCAGCCGCCACGACGAGCUGCGCGAGCGGGAACGACAAUCCAGGAUAAAGUCCAAGCUGAAGAAGCUCAUGGGCGGCGGCGGCGGCGACGGCAGCCACGGCGCCGCCGACCCGUCGGUCAUCAAGAGCAAGAGCGCCACGCCAACAGCAACAGCCCUGUCGUCGUCCACGCCGGCAGCGGCAGCGGCAGCAGCGGCACCCGCACCCGCCUCGGGCCCGCAGUUCCGCAUCGUCGACGGCCAGAUCAUCAUCGACCAGAGCUCGCUCGUCAUGGACAGGCACGCGCGCGCGGCCGCGACGCGGGGCGACAUGGAGACGGUCGAGGAGAACGACUUCACGCGGCUCAUCACCAGCAGCUCCUUCAUGAACACGUCCAAGCUCAAGGGCCCCAACAUCUGGACCGAGGAGGAGACGGAGCUCUUCUACCGCGGCCUGCGCAUGUUCGGCACCGAGUUCGAGAUGAUCUCCAAGAUGUUCCCCAACAAGCAGCGCCGGCACGUCAAGCUAAAGUACAACCGCGAGGAGCGCCACUGCCCGCACCUCAUCAACGCCGCCCUCAUCGGCGAGAAGACGGUGCGCAUCGACAUUGACGAGUACAAGGCCUUCACCGGCAUCGAGUUCGAGUCCGUCGAGAGCAUCGAGGCCGAGCAGCGCAAGAUCCAGGAGGACUUUGAGGCCGAGCAGAAGCGCAUCGCCGACGAGCAGGCCGAGGUCAUGCGCAAGAAGCGCGAGGAGCUCUUUGCCGACGAGGACGCCGCCGCUGCUGGGAGCGGCAAGAAGGGGAAGAAGGGGAAGAAGAAGGGGAAGCAGGCUGUGCAGUAUGGGUUGAAUGGCGAGCCGAUUCUUGCUUGAGAUGUGGCUAGUUUCUUGUUUGCUUUUUUUUUUCCCUUUUUUUUCCCCAUCCUUUUGGGCUGUCAGCAUAGAAUCGGCGUUUCUUUUCAGGACAGGCGGACUUUGCGAUUGCUUUAUAG